UCGCAUAUCUGCGCUGCUUCUGCAAGGGCCCAAGCGUGGUCACGAGAGCAUCCCACUGAUCGAUUCGCCAUAGUGUCCUUCUUGUCCCUGACUACAUCUACCCUCCAUCGCCCUCCAUCGACUCUCUCAUCCUCACUUCAACCCAACUCAGUCACAUCAAUCCAACAUGACUCGCUCUCACAAGUUCACCGACCGCGACCACUCCGGCCUUGCUGAUGGCACCGCCCACGAGGACGAGCACCUGCCUCGCUACUUUGCUAAAUCCGGCCACGCUGACCAAGAUCCAACCAAGACUAAGAAGAAUGGCGGUGGUAAGGGCAACUGGGGUCGCGAGGGCGACGAACUCGAAGACCUUGGCUACACCAUGGCCAAUGCACGCCGUCGCUCUAACUCUAGCACCCAUGGCCCUGGCAUGAAAGACUUCAAGACCAAGUUCGAGACGGUCGAGCCAGAGCCCGUUUUCGAAGAAGAACUGCACGGCCCCAUGGGCGCAGAACUCGAUAAGGAGAGCACGGUAUCCAGCGCCAACAGCGCCCAGAGCCUCGAAGAGGAGGACGCCAACAAGAAGUUGUAAGCCCCCCACGACGUCCCGAAAGGGAUGGUCUGGGGACGGAGGGUGCGGGGAGGAGAAUAAGGUAUCACUGAUGGCAUGGAUCAC
Lindgomyces ingoldianus is the source of this 658-nucleotide messenger RNA. RefSeq lists its product as uncharacterized. The record is from RefSeq and is a predicted model, not a curated record. NCBI's taxonomy places the organism in Eukaryota, Fungi, Ascomycota, Dothideomycetes, Pleosporales, Lindgomycetaceae. Bases 167 to 574 code for a protein of 135 amino acids. The transcript has 4 exons.